Molecule: messenger RNA, 2076 nt
Organism: Seriola dumerili (greater amberjack)
Lineage: Eukaryota; Metazoa; Chordata; Actinopteri; Carangiformes; Carangidae
Gene: faslg
Product: tumor necrosis factor ligand superfamily member 6-like
Exons: 4
Coding region: 43-846 (267 amino acids)
Biological process (GO): immune response; extrinsic apoptotic signaling pathway via death domain receptors; positive regulation of canonical NF-kappaB signal transduction
Cellular component (GO): membrane
Molecular function (GO): tumor necrosis factor receptor binding
Source: RefSeq, a predicted model, not a curated record
GAUACAUGCACACACAGUUUGUCUCACAGUAGGACCUGCAACAUGAGCUGUGACCAGAGCUAUCCAUUCCCACAGGUGUUCCUCGUGGAUGGAGGUGGAAGUCGUCAGAACUCUGACCAGCCUCCAAGUCUUGUGCCCUGCUGGUCAUUCCCGCCAGCCCAGGAGAGGGCAAGGGGCCGUGAGAAGAGUCGGGGCUUCAUGGGAGUCAGCCCCAGCCUGGCCUUGGUCGUGCUGAUGCUGUUCCUGCUUGUGUUUGCAGCCCUGGGGUUUGAAGCCUACCAGAUCCACACUAUGCAGAUAGAACUGAAACAGAUGAGACAGGAUAAGCCUGAGACAGAGUUUAAUACAGCACAGAAGCAAAUUGGUUUCCCUGAACCUGAGGUGAAUGGACAAGACACAGACAACAGACCUGCAGCGCAUAUGAUGGGGCGGAUUGAAAAAGAGGAAUUCCGGAAGACUUUGCGAUGGGAGCCGAGGGUAGGUCGGGCGUUCGUAUCUGGAGGAGUGACUUACCAGAUCGAAGAUGGUGGUCUGCAGGUCAACGAGAGCGGGCUCUACCACAUUUACUCACGAGUGGAGCUGAUCUUUAGGAGCUGUUCCCCCACAUCCUCGUUCGUUCACUCUGUGUUUGUGAGGAGAGUGAGACAUUUGUCACCUCUGACCCUGAUGGAGGCCCACAGAGCAGGUUUCUGCUCCAAGCACCUGGAAAACUCUUGGACCACAGAGAGUUACCUCAGCUCUGCCCUAAAGCUGCAGAAAUACGACAAAGUUUUUGUGAAUUUAUCGCACCCCUCUCUUCUUAGUCAUGCACAUUAUGGCAACUUCUUUGGCCUCUACAAGGUCUGAAGAUUUUGGGGAGAUGGGCUUUUUUUUUUUUAGAGAUUUACUCAAAUGAAAGAAUGUAAACUGCUCACAAUGUCUCAGACAGGAGUGAGUCUUACUCAUCACUUUACCCAAAUGAUUCCUAUGUUGAAUGUUAUUCCGCUGACAUAUAAUAACUGCACGGAAUAUGAUGUUAAAACCAAGGUCAGAUAUUGCACGUUGUUUUUAUUGCCAGCUUUUUAAUUUGUGGUUAAUUGAAGCGAUUUCCACACCUAUUUAUAAACAAAUAUUGUGCCUUAUGUAAAUGUUGAGAUAGUCAGUUAACACUAAGAUGCUGAUUUAGUUGUAGCAUUUUUCAAAAAUAUUUAUUUUGGUGUGUAUCUGACAUUUAUGAUGUCUAAAUGUGUGGUUAUGAAACAUAAAAAUUAUUUUAUGAUCAUUGCUUUGAAGUAAAUAAAGAGAUACUUAAUUUCCAUUUGGUGAAACAAGGAAGUGUUAAGUUAAUAAACAAAGUCUUUCUGGUUGAAAUCCAGUGGGUGUCAUGUUUGAGUAGGUGAUAUUCAUGUAAGGAACACCCACAUGGGUUUUGUUCAUGAAAACUGGAAAGUAUUUAGAUAAAUACAUCAUGAACUUGAUUUCCAUAUAUUCCACUGAGGUACAGCAGCAGCCUACUAUGGAGUGGUGUUUUUUUUUUUAUUUUCUAACCUGCCAGCUAUAAUCUCUACAGCAGCUAAAAUGUGGAAAAUAGUUACAUUUCCUGGUUAAAUGACAGUUUAAAAUUUAGCGUACAGAUCACAGUGCAGUGCAUUUUCAAGGCUGCACAGCUUUUUUUUUUUGCAGUUUAACACCCUUGUUGCGCUGCAUCUUUUCUGUUCACCACAAACACACAGGCUGGGCACAGAUGGGGGGAUAAAACAGUUACAGAUUUGACGUAUGUUUCCUUCCUGUGUGAUUCUCAUGAGGGUCUUGCAUGUAUGCAGGCUGUUCAUUUGUGAAAGACUUUCUGCUUCCUUUAAUCCAGCGUGAAAACAUCUGAACUCAUUUAUAGUAAUUUUUGUCUCAAAGCUUCUCACAGUGAGAGGUAAAUAAUCCUUUAAACGUGAACAAACCUUUGUAUUUCAGUCAUUUCUGGCUAAACCACAAAUUACUCAGAGACUCUCAGUGGUUAGUGAUCAAUGGAAACAAUAAUGGACUCCUGUUUUAAACAGUUUUGAUUUGUCAAAAUGUACAUGACACGUUUUUAUGUACUGUUUU